UACACAGCCGAACUCUGUACUAUCGUUACAGCCAAUAACACACUACCUUCCUGAACCCUAAACAUCAAAAAGCGGUCGAGCCUUCACUGAAAAAUCACCCAUUUCAUUGAAGUCGCACCACUCCUCUUUCGAUUUUCUCUCACUGCUACAGAGGGACACGAAUCGAGUUCUAGGGUUUCCAUUCUUCUGCACGGCGUGGCCCAAAUCAGGAGAGAGAAAGAGGGAAACCUAGAGAGAGAAAGGACACAGGUUUCUCGAUUUUUUCAACAAGAUAAUCAUUGAGCAUGGCAACUGCGGAGCCAGCAUCAGCUUCCCUUGGUCCUCGGUAUGCACCUGACGAUCCCAGUCUGCCAAACCCCUGGAAGGGAUUAAUUGAUGGAAGCACUGGUCUUCUAUAUUACUGGAAUCCUGAAACUAAUGUCACCCAGUAUGAAAAGCCGACUGCUUUGCCACCUCCUUUGCCGCCAGGGCCACAUCCCACCUCAUCUACACCUAAGCUGGCUCCUAUACCAGGGGUUCAAACAAUGCAACAAAAUGGUGUUCUGGGCCAGCAUGGGCAGCAAGUGACGCAGACCCCACAACAGCAUGGGCAACAAAUGACCACUUUAUCACAGCAGCAUGCACAACUAAUUCCACAGGUCGCUCAACAAAAUAGCUCACCAUUAGCACAAGCUGGGCAACAACAAGGAUCACAAAUAGGACAGACCAUGCAACAGCAUUUGCAGCUGCCAACUCAACAAUCUGAGCAGCAAAUGAUACAGCAACCGAAUCAGAAAAUACUAUCACAGCCAGGACAGCAAAUGCCACAGUCGGGACACCCAAUGCAACAACAGUCAAUGCAGCAAAUGCAACAGCAGCUGGGGCAGCAAACACAGUUGUACCAAGGCUCACAAAUGGGACAACCGCAGGGACAGCAAUUUUCACAACAACAGAUGCCAUACAUGGCCUAUCAGCAUAAUGUUCUUCCACAAGGGCAGCAAAGUUCACAACCGCAGACUCAGCAUAUCACACAUGGACAGCAGUUUCCCCACCAACAAGAGCAUAAGGCAGGAUUCCCGCAUAGAGAGGAUGUUGAUUUCCAGAAAGGAAAGCAAAUUGGGUUUUCUCCAUCACAUAUUCAACAGAUCGGUGUGCCAAAUGUUCAAAAUACACCUUCAGGAACCAAUUCCAUUCAAAUGCCGCAGAUGGGUGUUCAGCCUGGUCAAAUGCAACAGUUUGGUAGCUCAUCCAUCAAUAUGCAACAGCCCGCUUCUUUGGCUCCAUUGCAGCAAAGUGGGAUUGAUUUAGUUCACCAGCAGCGUGGUCCCAUUGUUCAAAAUCAGACAGGCCCGGGAAUGUUGCAUAACCAACAGUCCAAUUUGCCCCCUGUUGGUUUGAAGAUGGGGUACGAAGAAAUUCCAACAGGAAGACCUGGAAAUGAAUAUUUCUUUAACGCUAACAAAGAUGGGCCUCCUAUAAUUCCCCAGCAGCCUAAGCUUGCAGCAAUACCCAUGGCAAGAAAUCAGCAGGACAUGAGGAUGGGUGGUGUUCCACAUCAAAAUGUUGCACCUGGUGUUACCGGUGGAUUGCAUGUUGUACCAGGGCCUUCCUCCCAAAACAUGUACAGUCAUGCAACUGGUGGUCAGACAUUUCCCGGUAAUGCUUUAAUGCGGCCUCUUCCUUCUACAAAUAUGGGAUCGUCUGAUGCCAUUCAUCUCUCCCCUGUUGACGUUUACCGUCAGAAGCAUGAAGUUACAGCAGCGGGUGACGAUGUUCCAGCUCCUUUCAUGACAUUUGAAGCCACAGGCUUUCCUCUAGAGCUACUAAGAGAAAUACACUAUGCCGGGUUCUCUUCUCCAACACCAAUUCAGGCGCAGACAUGGCCAAUAGCACUACAAAGUAGGGAUAUAGUGGCUAUUGCCAAAACAGGAUCUGGAAAGACACUAGGCUAUUUGAUUCCUGCCUUCCUUCUUCUUAGACAUCGCCGUAAUAAUCCCCAGAAUGGCCCAACUGUGUUAGUUCUUGCUCCAACCCGGGAGCUUGCCACUCAAAUUCAAGAUGAGGCCAUUAAAUUUGGCAAAUCUUCUAGGGUCUCUUGCACGUGCUUGUAUGGUGGAGCUCCCAAAGGCCCUCAAUUAAAAGAAUUGGAUAGAGGAGCAGAUAUUGUUGUGGCUACCCCUGGUCGGCUCAAUGACAUUCUUGAAAUGAAGAAAAUUGAUUUUGGGCAAGUUUCUCUUCUUGUGCUUGACGAGGCUGAUCGAAUGCUUGACAUGGGUUUUGAACCGCAAAUACGCAAAAUUGUGAAUGAGAUACCUCCACGCCGGCAAACUCUAAUGUACACAGCGACCUGGCCCAAGGAAGUUAAAAAAAUAGCUAGUGAACUUUUAGUUAAUCCUGUUCAGGUGAAUAUUGGCAAUGUUGACGAGCUUGCUGCAAAUAAAUCUAUCACGCAGUAUGUUGAAGUGGUGCCCCCAUUGGAAAAGCAGAAGCGCUUGGAGGAGAUUCUUAAUGCCCAAGAACGGGGUUCUAAAGCCAUUAUAUUCUGUUCUACGAAAAGGUUGUGUGAUCAGCUUACACGUAGUAUUGGGCGUAACUUUGGGGCUGCUGCAAUUCAUGGAGACAAGUCUCAGGGCGAGAGAGAUUGGGUUCUGAAUCAGUUCCGGUCUGGAAAGACCCCAGUUUUAGUUGCCACAGAUGUUGCUGCCCGGGGGCUUGAUAUCAAAGAUAUAAGGGUGGUCAUCAACUAUGAUUUUCCAACUGGGGUUGAGGAUUAUGUCCAUCGGAUUGGAAGAACUGGGAGGGCUGGGGCUACAGGAGUGUCGUACACCUUUUUCUCUGACCAGGACUGGAAAUAUGCUGCUGAUUUGAUAAAAGUUUUGGAGGGGGCUAACCAGCGUGUGCCUCCAGAAUUGCGAGAUAUGGCUUUGCGUGGUGGGCCCAGCUUUGGCAAAGAUCGGGGUGGGAUGAGCCGUUUUGAUUCUGGUGGUGGUGGUGGUGGGCGUUGGGAUUCUGGUGGCCGUGGUGGCAUGAGGGAUGGCGGCUUUGGUGGCCGCAGUGGUUCUAGGGAUGGAAAUUUUGGUGGCCGUGGUGGGAUGAGGGAUGGUGGUGGCUUUGGUGGCCGUGGUGGAAUGAGGGAUGGUGGCUUUGGUGGCCGAGGUGGAAUGAGAGAUGGUGGCAGGGAUGGUGGCUUUGGUGGCCGUGGUGGAAUGAGGGAUGGUGGCUUUGGUGGUCGUGGAGGCAUGAGGGACACCGGAUUUGGUGGCCCUGGCGGUGGUCACGUUGGUUGGGACAGGAAUGAACGAGGCCCACAAGAUCGGUACAACAUGGAUGGGAGGGGCCGGGGUCGAGGCCGGGGCCGAGGGCGGGGCAGGUUUGAUAACAGAAGGGACAUUACAGAUCGGAGCAGAGGCAGAAGUUAUAGCUCUAGUCCUGACAGGGUUCGAACAUGGGGCUAUAGCAGGAGCCGGAGCCGAAGCUCAAGCAGGAGCAGGAGUUAUAGCAGGAGUCGAAGCUGGUCCCGGAGCCGCAGCCCUCGUCGCAGCCGCAGCCGGAGCCGCAGCUAUGACAGAUAUGAAAGACCUGAAAGGCCCCGUAGAACAAAAUUUGAUCAGAAGGAACCAGAUAUGCCAGCAUUCCAGGCUCCUCCUGAAUCUAGGAUGUCUCCUAUGUCCCCAGGUACCGUACCUCAAGGCAAUGCAUUUUCUGGAGCUGAACCACAGGUUCAGUUACCAGUGGUUGACGGUAUUGAACCAGUGCAUCCGCCCAUGGGGGAUGAGUCGAGCAAUCCAGUGGUUGAAUCUUAAAGAUGUGAUACAGGUUUUAUGUGUUUUCUUCCGAGUGCGGUGCCUCAGUUUUAUUUUUCCAGUGGUUCUCCACUCACUUUUGUUGAGAAGACGGUUAAAUGUGGUGGUGAUAUUAUUGGCAGCAAGUUGAGGUUGGGCUGCUUAGGUGAUGAUUUGAUAUGAUGAUGAAAUUAAGAGCAAAUGAAUUAUCUUUCUGCAAUUGUUGUUGUGGAGAGUGGGUGCUAGCUAAUCUAGGAAGCUAUUUUUGGAGGUUGGACCUUAGGGCAGCUUCCCUUCUUCUUUCUGUAGGGGGCCUUUUUCCUGUAUUCAUCUGUUGGUAUUUGGAAUUGAGUUAUGCCAUUUAAUUGUUAGUCCCCUUUUGGGGAACUAGGGUUAGCAACUGCAAUGGUUUCCCUUAAAACUCCAAUGGUCACAAUGAUGACGUUGGUACGAAUUUAUCAUAAUUGUAAGAAAUAUUUUGCAAUGCAACCUUUUUUCUAUUGGAGUAGAA
Messenger RNA from Cornus florida, 4272 nucleotides. RefSeq names its product DEAD-box ATP-dependent RNA helicase 46. Lineage: Eukaryota; Viridiplantae; Streptophyta; Magnoliopsida; Cornales; Cornaceae. The transcript has 8 exons. The record is from RefSeq and is a predicted model, not a curated record. Gene Ontology annotation, cellular component: cytoplasm; nucleus; ribonucleoprotein complex. Gene Ontology annotation, molecular function: RNA helicase activity; protein binding; ATP binding. Bases 285 to 3782 code for a protein of 1165 amino acids.